Messenger RNA from Rotaria sp. Silwood2, 1524 nucleotides. The record is from the annotation of a GenBank genome assembly. Lineage: Eukaryota; Metazoa; Rotifera; Eurotatoria; Philodinida; Philodinidae.
AUGAUUCGGUCAAAACUUGCGAAUAAAAAUGAAGAACGUGUUGUACCACAAACUAUUGACCAAAUUGAAGCAUUAAAUGAUCUUUAUGCAACAUAUGCUCAUCCCAUAAAAUCUUCAUGUCAAACAAGUUCGAGAAAGCUUCAUCAGAAAAAAAAUGUAAUAUCAAUUUUAAAACAGCGUGAAACUGGUCAAAUAAAUUUUCAUCGUUAUCCAAAUGCACGAUAUAAUUUGAUGGAUAGUUUUUUGCCAAAUCAAGGUCAAGUUGUUGCAUCAAUGACAAGACCAACAUUUUGUGGACAAUUUUCUGAAGAUGGACAACGUUUCUUUAGUGCUUGUCAAGAUUAUUGUAUUCGUCUUUAUGAUACAACAACAUCACAAAUGUUUCGUCAACAAGCUGAAUUUGCAGCCGAGGAAGUGGGUUGGUCAAUAUUAGACACAGCUUUAUCACCUGAUCGAAAUAGUAUUGCCUAUGCUACAUGGUCUGAUUGUCUCUAUUUAAUUAAAUUAAAUGAAAGUCAAAGUCAAACAAACAUUAUCCCAUUACAUUUACAACCAUAUUCACAUAGUUUUUCAAUAUUUUCUUUACAAUAUUCAGUUGAUGGUUCAGAAAUAAUUGGUGGUUCGAAUGAUACAUGUGUAUAUAUAUAUGAUCUUCAUAAGCAGAGACGAACAUUACGUGUUCAAGCUCAUGAAGAUGAUGUAAAUGCUGUUCGUUUUAUUGAUGAUUCUAAUUCAUUAAUUGUUAGUGGUUCUGAUGAUAAUCUUAUUUCAAUUUGGGACCGACGAGCAUUAAAUGAAUUACAACCAAAACCCGUUGGUAUAUUUGCUGGUCAUACAAAUGGAAUUACUUUUGUACAUAGUCGAAUGGAUACAAGAUAUUUAAUUUCAAAUAGUAAAGAUCAAAGUAUUAAAUUAUGGGAUAUGCGUCAUUUUGCUAAUGAAUCAGCGAUAGAAACAAUUCGUACGAAAUCAAAUAAUACUGAUAAUGGUUGGGAUUAUCGAUAUGAUGGCUAUGGGCCAAAACCUCAAAAAUAUGAUUUACCAGGUGAUCCAAGUAUUCGUACAUAUUGUGGUCAUUCUGUACGUUAUACAUUAAUACGUUGUUAUUUUUCACCGUCAUUUACAACGGGACAAAAAUAUAUUAUAACAGGCUCUUCGGAUGGUUGUAUUAACAUUUAUGAUGUGCUUACCGGUACUGUUAAACUACGUCUUCGUAUUUGUGAUCGUAUGCAUGAAAGUCGUGAAAGAUGUAUACGAGAUGUAUCUUGGCAUCCGUAUGAAAAUUAUAUUAUAUCAACAUCGUGGGACAGUCCUCAAGCACACGUACGUUGGACACAUUCGUUUGAUGAAACAAUAGAUUCUAAAUCAUCCUGUUCAUCUGAACCAAACGUUGUUGAUGUGGAACAAUUAACUCCACCAAUAUUACAACGUCCAUCAGCAUUAUUAAGAAGCCUAUUAAAUCGACAGUUUCUCGGUUAUUAUUUCGAUCAGAGUACGAAUGAAGAUUCAUCACCAGAAGAAUGA